Messenger RNA from Cuscuta europaea, 5698 nucleotides. NCBI's taxonomy places the organism in Eukaryota, Viridiplantae, Streptophyta, Magnoliopsida, Solanales, Convolvulaceae. The record is from the annotation of a GenBank genome assembly.
AUAAAUCCCACUAGAAACCCAUCAUUUUCCUAGUUUUUCCAUUUCUACGAGUGAACUUCGAGAAUCAGUUUCUCAUUCACCCGUUAUCCGUUUUGAAUGUACCAUAUAUCGAAUAGCCUUAACAAGGACAAUCUGAAACCACUUUGACCCGACCCAAGUCGGAAGUGGACCCCACUAAAAAUAUUGCCACAAAUUGACCAUUUAAUGCAAUUUUUAACACAUUUUUCCAACAAUCCCCCACAUGAAUGAAAAUUGAUUUCGAGACUUAAAAAAAGACACGAAGAUAGGAGGACACAUUGUGUUCACCGCAUGAUCCUUGCAUAUGGAGAGAUAGGUUUUAUCCUUUGAACCUUCCACUGUAAAGACAUGUUUAUUUACUGGCUGUCUAGUAGACUCGAUGUCCUUGAACUAUACUGUCGUCGUGUCAACAUUGACUUAUCUUUACACAGGAACCUUCCAACUUUGUUCCGUUCUCAUGGGUGUGCCCGUUUUGACCAUGGGUCACCGUCCUGGUUAUGCAAGGGCCUGAAGAUGAACAUCUUCACCCCUGAAACCGUGGGUCGUGAGAUGAUCAUCUCCACUUCAGAGGCCAUGGGCCUGGAGACGAUCAUCUCCACUUCAGAGGCCAAGGGCCUGGAGACGGGCAUCUUCACCCUUGAGCAUCUCCACUUCUUAGCUCAACGCCUGUAGACGAGCAUCUUCACCCGUGAGACGACCAUCGCCACUUCAGAGGCCAAGGGCCUGGAGACGAUCAUCUCCACUUCAGAGGCCGGGCCUGGAGACGAUCAUCUCCACUUCAGAGGUCAAGGACCUGGAGACGAGCAUCUCCACUUCAGAGGCCAAGGGCUUGGAGACAAUAAUUUUGACGAUUGUUCAGUUCCAAUUUGAUUUCCCGGCGACAAUCUAUCUCCAACGAAUCUAAAAAUGAAAGAUGAAGUGGGAAAAAUGAAAAACGAUGAAGAUUAAAAUGAUAAAGGUGGGAGAUGGUGAAGGGGAUUAAAGAUGACGCAAGAUGAUGAAAAUGGAAGGUGAGAAAAAUGAAUGUGAUGAAGAUGAAAAUGGAAGAAAAGAGAAACAGAAAGAGAACGGAGGAGGAGGGAUUAUAGGAGAGAGGGAGGGAAAAGGGAGAAGACAUGUUUUUUGGGUACAUAAAGUGGGUAUAAAGUAAGCAAAAUUGAAUAUGAUAUGGUGAGACUUUUUUAUGUCAUAAUGUUAAUGGAAUGGACGUAAUACUACAUAAUUCAUUAGUUUCUCAUUCUUUAUUACUUCAUCCGUCCUGCAAAGAACUUCCCUGUUUGACCUACACACAUAUUAAGGAAAUAAACUUACCAGGGGGUAAAUUUUACUGUUUUGAGACUGUUUCAACACUGUUUUGCACUAUUUGAUAGUGUUUCGCACUGUUUGACAUUGUUUUGAUGUAGAUAACUUCCCAUUUAGGAAAAUGAGAACUUCAUUUUGGGACUGCUAAAAAAGGAAAGCGAGAAGUUCUUUGCGGGACGGAGGGAGUAUAUCUUUUUGCUUCUCGCAAACUUUGCAUCUUUUAUUUCAUUAUUAUUGUCAACCGGACCAGUUUCGGGGUAGGUGGCCAGGUUCGGGUUAAACCGCCCGAUCUUAUGCUCAUAAGGCCAUAACAUAGGUCGUGGAGGCCCAAUUUAUCAAAGUUAGAAAAGAAAGUACACGCAUUCACAUGUAUGGAAUCUUUCGAAAAAUCGAUCAUUUUCCCCCGCACGCGAAAUUAAAACCUCUUCAUAUCUACUUUUAAGUUCCCGCCAUUGUUAUACAACUUCACAUGUACGCAUGUACAUCCAAGGCUGGCCCUGAGGGACUAGAAGCUGUGCGAUUGCACAGGGCCCCAAAAAAUAGAGGGCCUAAAUUUUGCUAAACACAACCACUAAAUUAAAUAGAAAUAAUUAAAAAUAAAUCAAAUAUCUUAAUUACCCUUAUCGAUACCUAACGAUCGUGUAAGUGAUCAACUACCUAUCCUCGCUCCUCCAAGAAAGCAAUAAACGCAGAAGAAACCUGGGAAGUUUAGUGCAAGCCUCGAACACAAAACGCAGACCUGGAAAGCUAAGAGGCAAAGGUGAAACGCAGAAAGCAUACUAGGAGGAGGCACAAUGCAAACCUAGAAUACAAAAACGCAGAAUCACACUAGCAGCCCGGGAAAGGCAGAAAAGAAGGAAGCAAGCAAUAAACGCAGAAAGCCAAAAAAAUGUUUCCCUAAUUCCACAUGAUGUGAGUACAAUAUCAUCAAUCAUUCCUAUAUGAUAAAAAAAUCAUCAAUCAUUCUUGCAUUAUCAUUCAUCCUUGUUCCUUUUGAGUUAUGACUAACUUUAUUGUCUACAUAGUACAUGAUUGAUCUCUCUUGUUUGUAUAUUAAUAUUGCUAUGUAAUAUAGUGGGGCAAUUGAUUACCUUAACUAGUAGCCAACUUUCAACGAUAUACAGAUUAAACAUAGAAAAAAAAAACAGGGCCAACCCAGGGCAAGUGUAGGCAGCCCGCUCGCACAGGGCCCAUAAUUUCCAAGGGCCAAGAAAUGCGAACUCAUUAGGUAGUUCAAAGACAUAAAUUCCUUAAUUCCUUAACUAAAUCUAUUGUAGUUAAAUCAUCCAUAAAUUACACUAACAACAUUAUUUUACUGAAUUAGUUUUUAUAGUUGUUAUCGAUCGCAUAUCUGAAUGAGUUCUUCUCCAAAACUAAAAAUGGAGAACAUGGAGCACAUGGUUUUCCAUGCACAAGUAAUUAAGGAUGAUGAUGAACAAGAAAUUGAUGAAUUUCAGAAUUUUAGUGGUGAAGAUAUGCCAGAUUCAAGCAAUGCCUUUGGAGCAUUUCAUACUGAUAAAGUGUUUACAAGUAAAGAUGAAUUGCUUACAUGGGCCAAAGAAACCGGGAGAAAUCUAGGUUAUGUUAUUGUGAUUAGUUCUUCUUCAGCUAAAAACGGUGUAAAAAAGGCCAGACUGCAUCUUGGUUGUGAGCGUGGAGGAGCUUAUAAGAAUCCUAAAAAAGCAAAAAGCAAAGAAGCAUUAUCUCGUAAGAGGACAGGAACAAAAAAAAAUGGUUGUCCAUUUUUAUUGCAAGGCGUAAAAUUAGAAAAAGAUGACGAUUGGUCUAUAAAAGUUCUCUGCGACCUUCAUAACCAUCCUCCUGCUGCACAACUUGAAGGCCACUCUUUUACUAGAAGAUUAAGUAAAGAUGAAGAGACUAUACUGUUAGAUAUGACGAAGAAUAUGGUAAAACCGAGAAACAUACUAAUGACAAUAAAAGAGAAGAACGAGAAAAAUACUACUACGAUGAAGAGAAUAUAUAAUGUUCGUAAAAAACAUAGAAGGAUUGAGAGAGCUGGAAGAUCACAAAUGCAACAGCUUAUGAAAAGAUUAAAUGAUUAUAAGUAUGUGGAAUGGCAUAGGAGGAAUGAGUCAACUGAUUGUUUGACUGACUUGUUUUGGGCACAUCCUGCUUCUAUUAAUAUUUUACAUGCCUUUCCGUUGGUGUUGCUUAUGGACUGUACCUACAAAACCAAUCAAUAUGGCUUUCCAUUACUAGAGAUAGUUGGUGUGACAUGUACAGAUCUUACAUUUUCUAUAGCAUUCGUGUACAUGGAGGCUGAGCGUGAAGAAAACUACACAUGGGCAAUGGAGAAGCUAAAAGCAUUGAUGCUGUCAAAUAUUGUGCCUAAUGUAAUUGUCACCGACAGAGACUUGGCAUUGAUGAAAUCUAUUAAGACAGUAUUCCCUGAAACAAAAAAUCUUCUCUGCAGAUUUCAUAUCACAAAAAAUGUUCUUGCCAAUUCUAAAAAGUUGUUUAAAUGCAAAGAUGAGUGUGAUGAUUUCAUGGCAGCUUGGAGUGUCUUGAUAUUUUCUUCAAGUGAAAAGGAGUACACUAAAAACUUAGAUUCUAUUGAAAGUGACUACCAGAUGCAUCUUAGUCUCAUUCAAUAUGUAAGAGAUACAUGGUUGAAUCCAUAUAAAGAGAGAUUUAUAGCGGCCUGGACCAAUAAAAUCAUGCAUUUUGGCAAUUUGACAACAAAUAGAGCUGAGAGUGCACAUGCAAAGUUGAAGAAAUGGUUUGGCUCUAGUCAGUCAGAUUUUGAUUGUUCUUGGAUGAUAAUCAACGCUCUAAUUGAGUUGCAACACACUGAAAUUAGGGCUUCAUUUGAGCAAAGUCUAAAUGUGGUUGAACACAAUUUCAGACCUGCAUUGUUUAAAGACUUGCGCGGAUUAGUAUCACAAAAAGCAUUGAACUUAAUUCUGAUCGAGUCUGAAAGAGCAUCUACGGUUGGUGUCGACGCCAGUUUAUGUGGGUGUGUCAUGAGAAGCACACAUGGCUUGCCUUGUGCACAUGAAAUUGCGGAACAUGUCAGAUGUGCUCAACCCAUUCCAAUAUUAAAUAUUAAUCCUCAUUGGAUGAAAUUAAACUUGCAAAAACAUCAAGUAGGUGAAGUCUCAUUUGAAAUGAGUAUUGAUACUGAGAUGAGUUGCAUAUGGACACGAUUUCAUAUGUCUGAUCAAGCUGGAAAGCUGACAUUGAAGAGGAAGCUAAGAGAAUUAGGUGAUCCAGCAACGACAUUUCUAAUACCACCACCUCAAAAAGCUAAGACAAAAGGUCAUCCUCUUUUGAAGGCGACUUCAUCAACUCGGCGUGACCCUUCAUAUUUUGAAAUUGUUGACUCGGAAGUUGCUAAGCGUGACUGUGAAUUAAGUCAAAAAACUGUUCCAGUUCGAAAAGUGAAGAAGAAAACAGCCAGGAAAAAAUCCAAAAGUUUUCUAAAGUAUUUGAACUUUUUUCCAUCAUACUUACACCCAUAUAUCUUUGACAUAAUUGAUGUCAAGCCGGAUGGACAUUGCGGUUUUCGUGCUAUUUCUUCUCUACUGGGUUUUGGAGAAGACAAGUGGGCAACCAUUCGUGAAGAGUUGAUGGAAGAGUUGUGCAAUUAUCGACCUUUUUAUGUUAAGUUGUACGAGUCCGCUGAAAAUGUUGCUGAAUUACUUGAAGAAUUGUCUUAUUUCAAAGCUCCAGCACCGUAUAAGAAUUGGACGACUCUACCCGCCAUGGGUCAUUUGAUUGCUUCUAAAUAUAAUGUGGUCUUGAUCUACCUUUCUAAGUCGGUGUGUGACAUUUCUUCCUCUUCGAUCUAAUCCACCCAUAGAACAACACCAUAAGGUAUUAGUGUUGGGAUUUGUAAAUGGCAAUCACUUUGUUCAGGUUUUAAUGGAUCCUUAUGCGCCAAUACCUCCCAUUGUUGCAAAUUGGAAACAUUUUAGAUUUGACAUCGCAAUGGGGUGGGAGACCCCAUAGUUAGAUCAUAUUAAGGAAUUUAAUGCCAUACUUUCAGCCCAUGUGGGUGAUUGCGCUAAGGAAGUUAUUAACAUUGAAGAAAAUAUAUAGGAGUUGUCAGAUUCAGCAAAGUUUUGAUCAAUGUUGAACUAGUGGGAGAAGAAAGGCCUCACUCACAUUCAUUGCAGCAAUUGGAGUUUUUCAUUACUUUGUAGUCAUUAGCUUUUUAAGCAAUUUUUUAAAUAAGGGACAGUUGGAUGGAGAAACUUAUUUGAUAAGUUUGAACUAAUUCAUUAAGUUUUUUAAUUACGUUAGAUUUCACAAAAACUACUUGAGCUUCCAUGGGUAUGUUACCUAAUUAUUUUAUCAGCUAAAUGUCAAGCAAUAUGUAAAUAUCAGGAGGGUAUAUACGUAACAUUCAAAUCAG